AUGGGUUUUGCAUUCUACACCACUGGUAACGACCGCUUGGAUGUGGAUAAGUUGAUGAAGGACCCAAUCAUUGUUAAGGGCUAUAUGGAUUGCUAUUUGAACCGCGCUCCCUGCUCCCCUCUCGCACAGAGCUACAAAAAUAUCUUGGAAGAUUCUUUGAAGUCAUCAUGCAAAAGAUGUAGCAAUCUCCAGAAACAUCUCUGGAGCAGAUUCCUGUGGAACCUAAGAACUAGAUACCCUAAAUAUUUUAACUUAUUCCAGAAGAGAUACGAUCCCAACAAUCAUUACAUUCCUGCACUUCAGAAGAUCGUUGGGAAUGAGAAAAAGUAUACAAGCUUUAAAGAAACAUACAAGUAUACGGCUUUUGCCAUGGCGGCAUCUCUUUCAUAUCCGAAUCCUAAGUAUUUGAAAAAACGCAUAUUUAUCUUCUGUGAGUAUUUUGUGGUAAUAUGUCAGAACUAUAAAGAACAAAUGGCUCUUCAAAUAAUAAAUGAAAUAGACCGGGAUUAUGCUUUGUAUAACAAUUUGCCUGCAUCUUAUCAACAGAUAAUCGAUACAAGUAUCAGAAAUAGUUUAAUAUACAGCGAACGAGGCUGGAUAAUAACUGUGUUAUCUGUUGUUCUAGUUUUUCCCAUUAUGGCCGGAAUAAAAACUACUUAUAGUUAUUUAUUCACAUCUGAGCCCCAAAGGUUUAUGAUACAUGACAUUCGAACUCCGAAUGGUAGUUCUGAAGAUAGAUUCAAAAGUCCGUAUUACGAAAUUAUGUUUGCCUAUAUGUUAUACGCCGCUUCCACGUAUGUAUUCAGCUUUAUCGGAUAUGAUGGAUUCUUUGGAUUGUCUGUUAAUCACGCGUGUUUGAAAAUGAAAAUCUAUUGUAAAAUGUUCGAAGAUGCUCUUAAAUCGAAAGAUAAUAUUUAUGGAAAUAUUCGACAAGUUAUUGCCGAGCAGAAUAGACUUUUCAAAUUGGUGAAUUUGAUACAAGACACGUUUAAUAUUUGGUUGGGUUUAAUACUAAUCGCUACUAUGAUUCAACUAUGCAACUGCAUGUACACUCUUACUACUGGUGGUGGAUUUGAUUUGAAAUAUACAAUAUUUGUAAUAGGAUCGGUCAUUCAUAUAUUUUUACCAUGCCUUUAUUCAGCUAAAUUGAAGGAAACGUCUUUAGAAACCGCGACAUUGAUAUAUUGCGCUGGUUGGGAAGAUAUAUAUGAAACAAAAAUACGCAAAGUAGUGCAGAUUAUGAUCGCCAGAUCACAGCGACCUUUGGAGAUCGUAGCUUUCAAUAUAAAAAUUUUUGAUAUGGAUCUAUUUGUUUCUAUUUUACAAACAUCGUACUCUGUGUACACAUUAUUGCGGUCAUAA
This is a messenger RNA of Zerene cesonia (dogface butterfly), 1362 nucleotides long. RefSeq lists its product as uncharacterized. Gene Ontology annotation, molecular function: olfactory receptor activity; odorant binding. NCBI's taxonomy places the organism in Eukaryota, Metazoa, Arthropoda, Insecta, Lepidoptera, Pieridae. The coding region runs from base 1 to 1362 and encodes 453 amino acids. Gene Ontology annotation, biological process: detection of chemical stimulus involved in sensory perception of smell; sensory perception of smell. Gene Ontology annotation, cellular component: plasma membrane. The record is from RefSeq and is a predicted model, not a curated record. The transcript has 9 exons.